AUGGAAGCCCUGACGCACCUGAGCAUCUUCACCCACAUUCCACGACUAUCGCCUCCGCCCAGCGCAGCCAAAAAUCGCCACCACAAACUCCAUGCCGCGUCCACUAGCCAUGGUGGCGCCACCAGUAGCAAAUGGGCUGACCGCCUCCUCGCCGACUUUCAAUUCCUCCCUUCAACCACCCCAGAGCAGCCUGACAUGCGCAUUUCGCCGCCGCCACCCCUUCCUUCCCUCCCCGAGCGCCACGUUUCAAUGCCACUGGAUUUCUACCGACUACUUGGUGCGGAGUCUCAUUUCCUCGGGGACGGCAUUCGGAGAGCUUAUGAUGCUAGGGUUUCAAAGCCCCCACAGUAUGGGUAUAGUGACGAGGCUUUGAUUAGUCGAAGGCAGAUUCUUCAGGCAGCUUGCGAAACCCUAGCUAACCCUAGUUCCAGAAGAGAGUACAAUCAAGGACUCGCCGAAGAUGAAUUUGAUACGAUUCUCACUCAAGUCCCGUGGGAUAAGGUUCCCGGAGCACUCUCUGUGUUGCAAGAGGCAGGGGAAACAGAAUUAGUUCUUCAGAUUGGAGAAAGUUUGUUAAAAGAGAGGUUGCCGAAGUCAUUCAAGCAAGAUGUGGUGCUGGCAAUGGCACUUGCUUAUGUUGACUUGUCAAGGGAUGCCAUGGCAUUGACACCUCCAGAUAUUAUUAGAGGCUGUGAAGUUCUUGAGAGGGCUCUCAAGCUGUUGCAGGAAGAAGGUGCAAGCAAUCUUGCACCGGAUUUACAAGCACAGAUUGAUGAAACUCUGGAAGAGAUCAACCCCCGCUGUGUUCUAGAGCUUCUAGCCUUACCUCUUGAUGAUGAAUUCCGUACAAAAAGGGCAGAGGGUCUUCAAGGUUUGCGCAAUAUUUUGUGGGCUGUUGGUGGAGGAGGUGCAGCUGCUGUCGGUGGAGGAUAUACACGCGAAAAUUUCAUGAAUGAGGCUUUCCUCCUCAUGACAGCUGCAGAACAAGUUGAUCUCUUUGCAUCCACACCAAGUAACAUACCGGCAGAAAGUUUUGAAGUCUAUGGAGUGGCUCUGGCACUUGUUUCUCAAGCCUUUGCUGGUAAGAAACCUCAUCUAAUCCAAGACGCGGACAACCUUUUCCAGCAACUUCAGCAGACCAAGGUUCCAGCUCUUGGUAGCUCCUCAUCCGUCUAUACAGUCAGAGAGAAUCGCGAAAUAGAUUUUGCUCUUGAAAGGGGCCUCUGUUCACUUCUUGUUGGAGAAGUUGACGAUUGUCGCACAUGGUUGGGUUUGGACGAUGUAAACUCACCUUAUAGGGAUCCAUCUAUUGUGACCUUUGUCAUAGAACAUUCUAAGGAUGACAAUGAAAACGAUCUCCUCCCUGGACUCUGCAAGCUGUUGGAGACAUGGUUGAUGGAGGUGGUAUUCCCAAGGUUCAGAGAGACCCAAGAAAUAAGGUUUAAGCUCAUAGAUUAUUAUGACGACCCUACAGUUUUGAGAUAUUUACAGAGACUAGAAGGUGUUGGCAGUUCACCUUUGGCUGCUGCAGCAGCUAUAGCAAGAAUUGGGGCUGAGGCUACGGCUGUGCUUGACAGUGUAAAAGUUAGUGCUAUUCAGGCACUGCAGAAAGUGUUUCCUCUUGGUCAUGGGGAAAAGAAUGCCAGACUCUAUGAGGAGAAUGGGAUGAAAAAUGAUGAGUUACCAAUUGUUGGUGCAGAACCUGGAGGCCAUGAUGAUCAAGAAGAUUAUUCUGCCUAUGCAAUAGACCUUCCUGAGAAGAAUGGUUCUGAUGAACUAAAGCAGCAAGAAAUUAUUACUGACAAGAUAAAAGAUGCUACUGUGAAGAUCACGUGUGCUGGUGUAGCUGUUGGUUUACUGACUUUGGUUGGGUUGAAGUUCAUCCCAUAUAGAUAUGACUCUUCUAUUCCACGUAAAGAAUCUGGAGCAGCUAUGGCUUCCGAUGUCGUCAAUGUGGAGGCCUCAGUAGCAGAAAAUCUAGACGAAAUACCUAGAAUGGAUGCAAGAUUUGCAGAAAUUAUUGUGCGCAAGUGGCAGGAUGUCAAAUCUCAGGCUCUGGGACCAGAUCAUUUUCUUGGAAAAUUGUCAGAGGUCCUGGAUGGUCAAAUGCUAAAAGUCUGGACAGAUCGAGCAGCAGAAAUUGCACAACAUGGCUGGUUCUGGGACUACGAACUUCUGAACCUUACGAUAGAGAGUGUAACUGUCUCAGCUGAUGGUCGACGUGCUAUUGUGGAAGCAACUCUCGAGGAAUCAGCUCGACUAACUGAUGUAGCUCAUCCCGAGCAUGACGAUUCUUACAGUACAACCUACACAACACGGUAUGAGAUGUCAUGUGGGAAAUCAGGUUGGAAAAUCGUUGAAGGAGCUGUUCUCAAAUCGUAA
Fraxinus pennsylvanica is the source of this 2382-nucleotide messenger RNA. The record is from the annotation of a GenBank genome assembly. NCBI's taxonomy places the organism in Eukaryota, Viridiplantae, Streptophyta, Magnoliopsida, Lamiales, Oleaceae.